This is a messenger RNA of Artibeus jamaicensis (Jamaican fruit-eating bat), 1377 nucleotides long. It is a transcript of the gene RNF170, whose product is annotated as ring finger protein 170. The coding region runs from base 156 to 932 and encodes 258 amino acids. The transcript is spliced from 7 exons. Gene Ontology annotation, molecular function: ubiquitin protein ligase activity. The record is from RefSeq and is a predicted model, not a curated record. NCBI's taxonomy places the organism in Eukaryota, Metazoa, Chordata, Mammalia, Chiroptera, Phyllostomidae.
GCAGCUAUGCGCGUGCGCCUGUGCUCGCACACCAAAGUAGAAAGGAGACAGCUAGUGGUUGGCCGGGAUGGGAGACGGGGGCAGUCCCCGGAAAUAAUCUCUACCCUCAACCACCCGGAAUUGGCGAGGUAUUCUCUGCGGUGGAGAGACCUGAAAUGGCCAAAUAUCAGGGUGAAGUUCAAAGUUUGAAACUGGAUGAUGAUUCAGUCAUAGAAGGAGUAAGUGACCAAGUACUUGUGGCAGUUGUGGUCAGUUUCGCUUUGAUUGCUACCCUGGUAUAUGCACUUUUCAGAAAUGCACAUCAAAACAUUCACCCAGAAAACCAAGAACUAAUAAGGGUGCUUCGGGAACAGCUGCAAACAGAGCAGGAUGCACCUGCCACUGCUCGACAGCAGUUUUAUACCGACAUGUACUGUCCCAUCUGUUUACAUCAAGCCUCCUGCCCCGUGGAAACAAACUGUGGACAUCUCUUCUGUGGUACCUGCAUUAUUGCGUACUGGCGAUAUGGUUCAUGGCUUGGGGCCAUCAGUUGUCCAAUCUGUAGACAAACGGUAACUUUACUGCUACCAGUAUUUAGUGAAAAUGACCAGUCUCAGGAUGUUGUAUCAUUGCAUCAAGAUAUUAAUGAUUAUAACCGGAGAUUCUCAGGACAGCCCAGAUCUAUUAUGGAAAGAAUUAUGGAUCUACCCACUUUACUGAGGCAUGCGUUCAGGGAAAUGUUUUCGGUCGGUGGCCUUUUCUGGAUGUUCCGUAUCAGGAUAAUACUUUGUUUAAUGGGAGCUUUUUUCUAUCUUAUAUCACCUCUAGAUUUUGUACCUGAAGCCUUGUUUGGAAUUCUGGGCUUUUUAGAUGAUUUCUUUGUCAUCUUUUUGUUGCUUAUCUACAUCUCUAUUAUGUAUCGAGAAGUGAUAACACAGAGACUAAACAGGUGAAAAAAAAGUUUACUAAAAUAUGAGCUAAUGUGUAAAAUAAAAAAAAAAGGACCCAUGGUAGCAUACAGCGUUAGAAUAUUAUCUUACAAACUGAAGACCGCUGUAUGACAGACAUUUGAUUAUUAUUUGGCAAAUACCUAGCAAUAUAUGACUGGAAUUUUUACAUGUUGCAGGUUCUGAUAUUGAGGUUAGAAUUCUAAUAAUUUACAACUGUGUCUUAACUGUGUUGUCUGUUAAGUCUCUGGAAAAAACAUGGAAUUGUAUAAAAAGGGAUGCUUUCAUAUCUUUCUUUUCCCCCAAAUUACUCAGAUUGAUGGGAUGUGUAGUAAGGUAGUGUUACAUGUACACUUUACGCAAUGUUCCCUUCUCAAUGAGCACCUGUAUGAUAAUAUAUUGCAAUGAGAUUCAUCUAAAUAUUUUUGCUACAAUAAAAUAUUGCACAGUA